AUGGAAACAACUGGAAAAAUAGUACCACCUAUAAUUAAUACGUCGUCAUCCUCCACUACAACAACGACAACCACAACAUCACAAACUCAACCACCUGUGACUUUUCCAUUUUACAAACCUGACGAUGAGACUCAGAUUGUCUAUCUGCCGGGUGUCAACCGUAGAGAAGGUUCACUCGCUAUAAAAUGUUGUAAUCUACCAAAAUUGAUCGAGAAAAUGACACAAUCAUUAAAUUAUGAUCACUACUUUACAUCAGCGUUCUUUCUAACGUUUAGAGAUUUCACAACACCACUCGAGGUAAUGCAUUUGCUGAUAUCAAGAUAUACAGGACCACCAGCUGAUUCAAGUAAAGAUCAUCUCAGACUCUUUGAGAUUGAAAUUGAAAUUGUACAAAACAAACAAAUAAUUGGAACUUUAAACGAUAAUGAUUUCCAAAAUACAGAGUUGUGUAAUGUAACGAUUGAGUUUAUAAACUCACUGGCUGAAGAUAUAAAGAAUGAGUUGUUUCUCAUGUUUUUCAGGGCUAGAAAGUUGGCAAAACCACCACAUCAACAGCAACAAAAGGUGUCGCCAAGACCUCACACCACCAUUAUCUCUUCGGCCGCUUCAACUAUGAGAUUUUCAUUUUCAGUAUCACCCAAGACUCAGUCACCGAAUGGCACUUCCAAUGUGCUGACUGGUCUGCUCGGAACCAAUGGAGCGAGCGGUGGCAGUCCCAACAGCACACAGCAACUGCAAUCGAGUUCCAGCUUUGACAAUAACUUUAAUAAUCGCGCUAGCAUGAAAGUAUCGAAAGGAAUAAUGAGCAAGAUAUUAUCGCCAGGUGGCAGCACUACCAACCUUAGCAAUAGCAGUAUUGGAAGUAACAAUAGCAACAACAGCAGCAGCAAUGGUAGCAGUAGCAGUAGCGGCGGAUCCGGUGGAUUGAGUGGAAGUCAUUCGACAUCGAUGCACAUCAGCUCUGCGCCAAUGUCACCAUCGCACAAUGUACAGCCACACCAACAACAUCCAAAUAAUGUCGACGAUGAAGGAUACCCUGUCAGCAACGAGAAGACUGCAUUCCUACCCGAAAUGAUUGCUAGAGAGCUGACAGUGAUGGAGUUUGAAUUGAUUUCAGCACUGACAUUGAACGAGUUUUCACAAAAAGCAUGGACCAAAGAAAAUCAAGCUAUCAAUAUUCAAAAUUUAAUUGUUUGGUUUAAUAGAAUAAGUUCCUGGGUAUCAACUAAAAUCAUAUCAAAAGAAACACCAGAGGAAAGAGCAAUUAUCAUUGAAGCAUUCAUCAAUAUUGCAAACUAUGCUAAGGAGUUGAAAAACUAUAAUUGUGUAAUGGAGAUUUUAGGUAGUUUACAUAAUUCAUCGAUUAGUAGAUUAAAGAAUAGUUGGGCUUUAAUUUCACCAAAGGCAAAUGAAUUAUUUUCAAGUCUUAAUACGGUAAUGAGUCCAGAUAUCAAUUUUAAAAUGUAUAGAAAAAUGUUAAGUUUAGUAUCACCCAGUGAACCAUGUAUACCUUAUGUCGGACUGUUUUUGACUGAUUACACCUAUCUGGACGAAUCGAAUCCACCAUUGGUCAAUGGUGGUAUGGUCAAUGUCGAGAGAAUCUACCUGAUUGGCAAUAGAGUACAAGAGUUCUUCCAGCUCUUUACCAAUUGCUCUUACAACUUCCAGUCACAACCACAGGUUCGUGAAGCAAUUCUCGGUGAGAAGGUAUGGGACGAGAAUGAGACAUUCCGUCUAUCAAAGAUUCGUGAGGAGCACAAUAACAAUGGAACGGUGUCACCCAGCGGCUCUGGAGGAUCGUCUUCGUCGUCGUCGUCGUUGUCGUCAUCGUCGUCGCAUCACCAUCAAUCCAGCAGUGGUAGCAAUCUGACAGUGUCGGGUGUGAGUGGAUCGAAACGAAAGGGAUUCGCUUCGAAAUACCGUAUGUCUUUUACUGGCAACGAUCCACCUCCCUCCAUUGCAUCGGCGCUGAGCGAGCGUGACUGGAAGAUUCUCUCGACCAACGCCAAGGUUAUCAAGCACAAAAAGGGCAAGAAAAUACUGGCAAUGGGCGAAGUCAAUAAUAAUCUGUAUCGUGUCAUGACAGGACGUGUCAAAUUCGAGAAUAAUGCACCGGAAGAAACACGUUAUCUUGAGUGUGGCGACAUCUUUGGUGAAGACAGUUUCCUCUAUGACCGACCGAUGCUUUUCAAUGUGAUAUCGGACAGUGACGAUUGUGAGCUUGUCGAAAUCGAAAAGACAUUCAUUCUUCAAUUGUUUGCCAGUGAGCCGAUCCUGGCUGCCACCUACUAUAAGCACAUUGCAGUGUUGAUGGCUGAGCGUCUCAAGUUUGUACUCUCUGCCAACUCGAGUCACGAGUCGAUCCAAACAAACAGUGCAAUCGGAACCUAUUCUCAUUUGGGAAAUUCACUCUCAAACUAUGGACAUGGAAGUCUGAGCACAAGCAACCUGCUGAGUUCCAGCAACUCCAGUGGCAGCAGUGGCGGUGGCAGUCCAAGCUCGCCCAACUCUGCUUCACCCAAGUUGACAUCGAUUUCGUCGUCGCAAUCAAUGUCUGCCAUGAAUUUGAUGGACAACCGCAGAAAGUCGGUAGCAAUCGAGCCAAGCACAAUCGAUAUCCUCAGAAAUGGAAAUGACAGUCGAUUCCGCUCUACCUUUGGCUUGUCGACCGAGGAAAUCAUUAUCAAGAGCUACACCUGCAAGCACAACGGUAUCACUGGAACAUUGUAUAUCACAAAACACCAUCUCUGUUUCGAGGGCAAAUUCUUUGGUAUCCACAAACAAAAGAUGAAUCCAUUCGAGAAGAUCACCAAGAUUCUCCCAGAGAAGGGUGCGCUCAGUCUCACCACAAACGAUAAGAUUAAGAAAUUCAGUUUCAAGAGUCAAGAGGAUCUGAGUGAGGCCUAUGGAAUCAUGACAAAGAUCUGGAAGAAUCACUUUGGAAUUGUUCGCUCACCGACCAAGACUGUCAGUGCUGCCAACUCACCUCCAACUCCACCUCGUUCACCGAAGAUUGGUCGUGGCGAUUCGUUCACUGGAAUCUCGGAUCUGCCAUCUAAAGAGGAGUGGGCACAACUUUUGAAGGGUGCCAAGACAUUGACAUUCAAAAAAGGUGAAAUACUUGUUACCGAAGGCACUGAAUUCCACAAGAUCUUCCAGAUCACUCGUGGCGAGUGCACCAUCAUCAAAGGAUUGAACCAGACAGAUAUCAACACAUCUGCCAAUCCACCAACAAUCUCCUCACUCUCACUGGGUCACAAGAAUCUAACGAUCCUUGCAAAACUAUCUGCAGGUAGCAUUUUCGGUGAGAUGAAUUUCCUUCUGCCCGGUGGAUCGUCAACCUCUGUCGUAGUAAACAGUGAUGAACUUGAAGUCUACACCUUAGAAGGUUACUUUUUAAAUAUUAUGUUAAAGUCUAAACCACUGUUAGCUCCAAAGUUUUAUAAAUAUUUGGCUUGUGUUUUAGAGAGUAGAGUAAAACAAUAUCGACAAUCAAUUGUAGUGUAA
This is a messenger RNA of Heterostelium album PN500, 3507 nucleotides long. It is a transcript of the gene gbpD, whose product is annotated as RasGEF domain-containing protein. Bases 1 to 3507 code for a protein of 1168 amino acids. Gene Ontology annotation, biological process: positive regulation of GTPase activity; Ras protein signal transduction. The transcript is spliced from 5 exons. Gene Ontology annotation, molecular function: guanyl-nucleotide exchange factor activity. Gene Ontology annotation, cellular component: plasma membrane. NCBI's taxonomy places the organism in Eukaryota, Evosea, Eumycetozoa, Acytosteliales, Acytosteliaceae. The record is from RefSeq and is a predicted model, not a curated record.